Messenger RNA from Paramecium octaurelia, 1661 nucleotides. The record is from the annotation of a GenBank genome assembly. Lineage: Eukaryota; Ciliophora; Oligohymenophorea; Peniculida; Parameciidae.
AUGCAAAAAUUUAGGAAUAUAGCAUCAUUUUCGACAAUCCCAUCGUAUUUUAGUCUUGACCCAAAUUAAAUGUAAGAGAGUCUUUUCAAUAAUUAAUAUUAGAUCUGCUCGCAAUCCUCAUAAGGCUCAAAACUUUUUGCGUGGAAAAUGGAUUGAUGCUCAUAAAUAUCAAACAAUAGUAGAUCCAUUGAAUGGUGAACCAUUUAUUACAGUGCCUGAUGUCUAGGAUAGAUAAGAGUUAUAGAAAUUUGUUGAUUCAGCCAAAGAAUGUCCAAUUAGUGGAUUACAUAAUCCAUUAAAAAACCCAUAAAGAUAUUAAAUUUAUGGCGAGGUAUGUCAUAAAAUAGCAGCAGAACUUAAAAAAAAAGAAGUUCAUGAUUUCUUGGUGAAAUUAAUUUAAAGAGUUGUACCCAAGCAUUUUGCAUAAGCAUCAGGAGAAGUAGUAGUGACAGAGAGAUUUUUUUAAAACUUUAGUGGUGAUCAACCUCGUUUUUUAACUAGAUCAUUCAAUGUCGCUGGGGAUCGUCCUGGAUAAUAAUCAUCAGGAUAUAGAUGGCCUUAUGGAUCUUGUGCUGUUGUGGCUCCAUUUAAUUUUCCAUUAGAAAUACCAAGUUUACAGAUAUUUGGUGCUUUGAUCACAGGAAACAAAGUCUUCUUCAAAGGAGACAGCCGAGUAAAUGUUGUAAUGGAAUAAAUGUUGAGAUUAGCUCUUCAUUGUGGAUUACCAGCUACAGAUGUAGAUAUGUUAUUUGGAAAUGGUGAAGCGACUGAAUUUAUUUUAAAACAGGGAAAUUUCAGAAACACUUAAUUUACAGGAUCAUCAAAGGUUGCAGAACAUUUAACAAAAGUAUUGAAUGGAAAGAUAAGAAUUGAAGAUGCUGGAUUUGAUUGGAAAAUACUUGGGCCAGAUGUUCCAGAUGUGGAUACUCAAAAUUAUGUUGCAUGGCAAUCUGAUUAGGAUGCAUAUGGAAGCACUGGUUAGAAAUGUUCAGCUUAAAGCAUUCUUUUUGUUCAUGAAAAUUGGGUUAAGGCAGGAUUUCUUGAUAAAAUUAAACAACUAGCUAGUACGAGAAAAUUAUAAGAUUUAAGCAAUGGUCCUAUUAUCACAUGGAACAAUACAUAAAUUAAAUAGCAUAUUGACAAUAUUUUGAAGAUUCCUUAAUCCAAAGUAUUAUUCGGUGGAUAAGAAUUGAAAAAUCACACUAUUCCAUCAAUUUAUGGAGCAUUUGAACCCACAGCCUUGUAUGUUCCAUUAGAAUAAAUCUAGAAGAAUAAAGCAGUGACCACCGAAUUGUUUGGACCAUUUUAGAUAGUCACUACUUAUUCUUCUGAUUAAAUCAAUUAGGUUUUGGAUGUUAUCAAUAACCUUGAAAACCACUUGACUGCAGGCAUAGUUAGUAAUGAUGUGAAUUUCUUAAGACAUGUUUAAUCCAAUACAACUAAUGGAGUGACUUAUAGGUAAUGCGAGAUACAAUUAUUUUAGUGGUAUAAGAGCAAGAACUACAGGUGCUCCACAAAAUCAUUGGUUCGGACCAUGUGGAGAUCCAAGAGGGGCAGGUAUUGGCACUCCUGAAGCAAUAUUAUCUGUGUGGACAUGUCACAGAGAGAUUAUACAUGAUACAGAUCUAGCUCCUUAAGGAUUCAAAGGAUAAUAAAGUUGA